AUGUCCCAGCGACCAUCUACACCCGUCAAGGUGCCGCCCUCGGCAGCAAAUUACACCCCCGCGACGCUAGACCCAGACUUGCGAUCGCAAAUCAACACAAUCCUGCUGAAAGACGGCCACGUUACCAAAAUCCAAGAAGCCCUCCUCCACGCCCUCAACUCCAACUCCUCCAACUGGCCCACCGCCAUCCAGAACCACGCCCUGACCCUCCUCCGCUCCGGCGAAGUCACCACUUUCCCCGCCCUCCUCCGCCGCGUCCUCGACGACGUCCGCGAGGGCCAGCCAUCCACAUCAUCAUCAUCAUCAUCCACAUCCAGCGCAAACGGCAAGUCGUCCGCGACAACGAACGGCAACGGCGACACCAAGAAGACAAACGGCGCCUCCGAAAAGCUGCCCCUCGCCAUCCCCACCUCCGUAAUAGAAGAGGCCCUCCGCAUCACGAGGGAAAGCCUCGACGCUGUCGUCGAGAUCGAGGAGAAGGGCAGCGGCUAG
This is a messenger RNA of Trichoderma harzianum CBS 226.95, 492 nucleotides long. RefSeq lists its product as hypothetical. Bases 1 to 492 code for a protein of 163 amino acids. The record is from RefSeq and is a predicted model, not a curated record. Lineage: Eukaryota; Fungi; Ascomycota; Sordariomycetes; Hypocreales; Hypocreaceae. The transcript is spliced from 2 exons.